UUCUCCUGCGUCGUCAGGAUGUCCCCACCCUCGCCCGCAUCCCUUCCUAUCAGGAUCCAUCCGUCCCACGCCCCUUUUGGGGUGUGUUUCCCCCCACCCCCCUUAUUUUCCCUUUACGAGCAUCGGAGGGAGAGAAGCAGGCAGGCGCUCUUUGUCUCUGACCCCGGAGAGGCCGGCCAGACAGGGCGGGCAGGUCCCCGCCGCACCGCUUCCUCGCGGGGAAACCGUCUUCUGCUCGGCGCGGCCAGGUGGUCGUUGGGCUCUUGCGCUCGUCGCCCCUUCUCUUCCUCCUCCUCCUCGCGGGCUAGGUCCCAGGUCCUCGACAGAUACCGAUCAUCAGAGGCUGGUCCUAGAAGACAUGUACAUCCUUUUGACUUUGCACACAAUUCAUGGCAGGGGAAUAUUUAAAUCCCUGUGAAGGCCCUGUCUCUAAUGAACUGAUGCAGUACCAGGCUGAGAGCAAAGUGUGACUUUCCAUAAAGCAUCAUAUAUGCUGAAGCUCUUGCACAUUAGAAGGCAUCGUCUCCUUUUUAAAGGGACAAAUCUGCAUGGCCUAAUGACAUUUGGUGUAGUGAUUAAAGUGCUGGCCUAACAACCAGGAGACGGUUUAAUUCCAUUCUUGCACCCUGAGACAAGAAGCAGUGCAGUUGGGGUGCCAGCUUUCCAGACAGCCUCGUGAUGGCCCACCUUGAACACAAGCAGACGGCAGAGAGCCCUAGAAUUGCCACUGAAGUCACAAGGGAUAAGUUGAUGCCAUCACGGCCUCAGCCAAACAGAAGGUGCAACCGAUACUUUCCAUACAUGGAUGGGAAGAAAUGCAGUGUAUGGAUGUUCUUACCUCUUGUCUUGACAUUGUUUACCUCAGCAGGACUGUGGAUUGUAUAUUUUAUAGCAGUAGAGGACGGGAAAAUUCUUCCACUAAAUGUGCCAUACAGCAAACCAACUUCUUUAAGGCCGCCAUAUAUAAGUAUUGCAGGUGAUGUCCCUCCUGCUAGCUGUGUAUUUAGCCAAGUCAUGAACAUGGCAGCAUUCCUAGUACUGGUCAUAGCUGUCCUACGCUUCAUUCAGCUAAAGCCAAAGGUUUUGAAUCCAUGGCUCAAUAUCAGUGGCUUGGUGGCCUUAUGCUUGGCUUCUUUUGGAAUGACCCUUCUGGGCAACUUCCAGCUUUCCAAUGAUGAAGAAAUACACAAUGUUGGCACCUUUUUGGCCUUUGGGUUCGGCACUCUGGCCUGUUGGAUUCAAUCCGCACUAACCCUCAAAAUAAACUUGAAGAACGAAGGUAGACAAGCUGGAAUCCCACGAGUGGUUUUGUCGGCAGCAAUAACUCUCUGCCUAGUCCUGUAUUUCAUUUUGAUGAGUGAGUUUAAGUCCCACAUGGACGCGUCACGAGUCCAGUGGGGAAUGGUGAUGUGCUUCCUAGGUUUCUUCGGCUCCUUUGCGGUGGAAUUCAGACACUACCGGUUUGAGAUCAUUUGCUCCGAGUACCAAGAGAAUUUCCUCAGCUUUUCUGAAACUCUCUCUGAAGCCUCUGAGUAUCAAACCGAUCAGGUGUAACCCAGCUCCCAUUGACCAGGCGGAUGAUGUUUGAUGUCAAACGAUUGAACUCACGGCCUCUUUCAUUUACCGUGUUUUAAGCUUUUUUGCUAAUUUCUCCCUGCAAUCACCCUUUCUUUCUUUCUUUCUUUCUUUCUUUCUUUCUUUCUUUCUUUCUUUCUUUCUUUCUUUCUUUCUUUCUUUCUUUCUUUCUUUCUUUCUUUCUUCCUUCCUUCCUUCCUUCCUUUUCCUUUUUCUUCUGAACAAAGAAUAAGAUGCCUCUUUGCAUGGAUGUGCAAAAUGUUUCCAACUGUUUGAGCCUGAACAUCCUGCCUCAAAUUCUGUGGAGAUUCUCAGUCAUCCAGAUCAUGCUUGUCCCAAAGGUGCUUUUUUUUUUUCCUUCCCAAAAGGCAAUGGGACUUUGUUUUUCCUUGAAGACAUUUUGCUUCUCAUCCAAGAACUGAAGAAGUUUCUUGGAUGAGAAGUGAAAUACCUUCAAGGAAAGAAACAAAAUCCAGCUGCUUGUUGAAAAAAAAAAGCCCCUUUGGGACAUCCCGCCUCAAACGCAAAAUGGCUGUUCUAAGCGCAAAGCGGGAUGCUGUCAAACUUCCUGCAUGUUUUCUGGACUCAAGGCACAUUUUCCCCAAUGUUCAAAACAGUCUACUUCUUGCUUAGAACAAUUGUCACACAUUUAGGACAGGGUGCUUUGUCCUCAAUUGGAAACAUUUGGCCCACACUACCUCUUCGCUUUUUUUUCUUUCUUUCUGGGUAAGGCAUUUUAUAACACGGUAUGAGAUGCUGAGUCAUCGAGUUUACAUUUGUUUCCCAUAGUCCUCUUGGGACUGGCUGGCAGAACUUAAUUUUGCAUUAUGUUGUUACAUAAAACAGGUAGCAGAGAACUAUGAACUGUUUUUCAUACAUACAGUAUAUGCGAUUGCACCUUGAAGGACAAUGAAAAAAAGAAAGGGUCUUGUUAGCUGCAAGUUUUAGACCAGGAUUACACAGCAACCAUGGUCUGUGGACGUAUCAUACGGCAUCCACCGGGUGCAGGUGUGUCCAGAUGAUGUGUGAAUAAGUUGCAGUGCAGGCUGCAUCUGGUGUCUAUGUGCAUACACCAUACAGAAGACAGGCUAUGAUUGUGACAGGGUUAUGAUUGUGACAUCAGAGCAAAUAUCUUAUAUAUCAGGAGUAUAUCUGCUGGAUACCAUUGUGUAUAUACUAUAACCUGUACAUUUGGCCAUGGAAGUUACAGUUCCCAAGUCUAUUAUGAGGUUGCAAACCAGUUUCCUGUGUUACUAAGUUUCUGGGGUCAGUUGUCUGCUAAGGUGCAAUGUUAUCUUUCCUUCCUGUUUUUUGCAUUUCAGACUCUUCGAAAGGAACUGCCAACUUUACCCCAGUAUGGUCCAUUAGAGAGUGAGGCAGAUGGUGCUUGACCUCACAAAAAUCAGGGCUUGGACUGUCAGUCUAUCUGCCUUCCCAUAUUCUGGUGCUUUUACCACUCUUUAUACUGAAAACAGGUUCACUUCUCACUGACUUGGAGAACAAGAACACAAAAAAACAGGAACAUUUUUAUGCAGCUUCCCUCUGGGGCCCAGUUAAUGGAUGGUGGGCAGCUAUAGAAACUUAGCCAGAUGAAGAUUUGUGUUUCAAGGCCUUUAAUAUUUUCACAGAGGCAGGAAUCUCAAGGAACUGUCCUGCAAAAUCCUCCUUCUAGACAAUUUUUCAAGUUGCAUACAAGUUUUCUUUCUCUUAUAUGGCCUGUAUACUUAACACACCUUUUUUUCAGAGAUUGGAAGAUGUUUCUACUUUGGAAUGUUAAAGACUUAGAUAUGCCAAUGUGAAGCUGUGGGGUACAGUCGUUACUUAAGGAGAAAAAUGUAACAUUGCUUGAAGUGCAAAAAAAAUAAAAUUAGCAGAUGUUGGAAGGUUAACCAAGUAGCAAUAACAAGGAGCUUAUAAAGGGCAAUUGAAAAGUUGCUAAUUUGCCAUAUGGAAUAAUCAAAUAUCUACAGUUGAAGAUAUUUAGAUUUUUGGGAUGAAAUCAUUUGCCACCCUCAGAAAAUAUUUCAACAACGAAUUGUGCGAAAAGCUGAAGUUUAAUAAUUAGAAAUAGGAGACUUGUCAAAGUGAUAAUGGUUUUCAAUAUAGGACAUAAACCCACACAAAAUUGUAAAAUACACAAGUGUUUCUAUAUUAGAGGGGUUUAUGAGAGAGGCUGUAAGUUAAGCUAAAUGCUGUUCAGAUGUUUAGAUCUCAUUUCCCAUCAGCUCUGGACAGGAUGGCCAAUGGCAAGAGAUUGUAUUACAAACAUCUGGUGGGUAACAGGUUGCUUACCCCAGCUGUGAAGGAAUCCAUGCCAGCUGUGCUUGCCUAGUUAUGAAAAGGUUGAAAACCUAAGAAAGCCACCAACAAGUAGCUAAAUGAGUUUGUUAAAAUGUGUUUUACUGUAAAUAAUUCAUUGUCAAUUUUUAAAAAUCUUUUAUGUUGUAUCAUUUAUAGUUUGCAUUUUUUCUGAAAGGGAGGAAAAAUGAUUUUGUGAACAUUUUCUCUCUCUAUUCAAUAUGCAACCCAACUUUUUUUUCAUGAUAAUAGUGUAAAUAUCUUUUAAGUAUUCCUUAUGGCACAUUUUUCAAUAUGGUCGAGCAAAGACUUCAUAACUGCAUACUGACACAUGACCACUGAAUAAAUUUCUUUUAUGGAAA
Messenger RNA from Crotalus tigris (Tiger rattlesnake), 4235 nucleotides. It is a transcript of the gene TMEM150C, whose product is annotated as transmembrane protein 150C. NCBI's taxonomy places the organism in Eukaryota, Metazoa, Chordata, Lepidosauria, Squamata, Viperidae. Bases 679 to 1554 code for a protein of 291 amino acids. The transcript is spliced from 12 exons. The record is from RefSeq and is a predicted model, not a curated record.